AUGGGGAGACAUUCUUUUAUUGAUGUGUGUGACGUUGAUCUUGGGGAAUCGGUUCAUGGCCGAUCUCAUGAUCGACGAACACCUGCAGCGGCGACUCACUUUGAUUUAAACAAGGUUGAACUAUUCCACUUUGAGGGGGAUGAUUCUAACGAAGAAUCAAUAAGGGAGUCUGACCCUGAUGGUGAUGAGUUAGGCCCCUUUUAUGAAGAACCAGAAGACCUUGACAUGCCACGAGAAGCAGAAGACAACGAAGAAUAUGGCACGACUACAACGACUUUAGAGAUGUUAUCAACUUAUGCUCGAUCUUCAUUCAUCUGGUUUUUAGAUCCAUUGUUGGUUAAAGCUACAAGAGGGGAUCCUGUAAGUCGACUUCCUGUCUGGAUGAUGCGCCAUGCAGGAAGGUAUAUGGUUGUUUACAGAAAGCUUGCAGAGAAACAUCCAUCCUUCAGAGAGAGGUCUGAGACAACUAAUCUCAUUGUGGAAAUUUCUUUGCAGCCUUGGGAAGCUUUCCGCCCUGAUGGAGUGAUAACUUUCUCCGAUAUGCUCACUCCACUGCCUGCAUUUGGUGUUCCUUUUGACAUUGAAGAAGUUAGGGGUCCUGUCAUUCAGUCACCGAUUCACUCUGAGGAUUGCUUGAAGGCAUUGCAUCCUAUUGACGUGGAGAAACUACAUUUUGUUGGGGAGUCCCUUAAGAUUUUCGCCAGGAGGUUGGAGAUCAUGCAGCGGUGCUGGGCUUUGUCGGAACUCCUUGGACAAUUGCCACAUAUAUAGUAGAGGGAGGUACAACACGCACUUACACAAACAUAAAGAGUAUGUGCCACACAGCACCAAAUUUAUUGAGGGCCC
Hibiscus syriacus is the source of this 846-nucleotide messenger RNA. Its product is annotated as uroporphyrinogen decarboxylase 1, chloroplastic-like. Gene Ontology annotation, biological process: porphyrin-containing compound biosynthetic process. NCBI's taxonomy places the organism in Eukaryota, Viridiplantae, Streptophyta, Magnoliopsida, Malvales, Malvaceae. The transcript is spliced from 3 exons. Gene Ontology annotation, molecular function: uroporphyrinogen decarboxylase activity. Bases 1 to 771 code for a protein of 256 amino acids. The record is from RefSeq and is a predicted model, not a curated record.